Molecule: messenger RNA, 926 nt
Organism: Nyctereutes procyonoides (raccoon dog)
Lineage: Eukaryota; Metazoa; Chordata; Mammalia; Carnivora; Canidae
Gene: CENPH
Product: centromere protein H
Exons: 9
Coding region: 55-807 (250 amino acids)
Biological process (GO): chromosome segregation; kinetochore assembly; mitotic spindle organization
Cellular component (GO): kinetochore; nucleus
Molecular function (GO): kinetochore binding
Source: RefSeq, a predicted model, not a curated record
CCUCGGUGGCGGGAAACUCGAGUCGGCCGGCGGUUUCUCUUGGCGCCCGUCAGAAUGGAGCGGCGGCCGGGAGAGCAGGCGGCUGGCGAGCCCGCGGACUGCGGCGCGGGAGGCCGGGAAGGCGGGGACGACGAGCCCCCGCAGGUCGCCGGCGCCCAGGCAGCGCGUCCCGAGGCCCGCCUGACCCUGCUGCUCAGGCUAAGAGCACAGACAAAACAACAACUCUUGGAAUAUAAAUCAAUGGUUGAUGCAAAUGAAGAAAAAACUCCAGAACAACUCUUACAAGAUAAGCAUAUUGAAGCUAAAAUUGAAGACCUGGAAAAGGAAGUUGAAGAAGUGAAAACUGCUUUUGAAAUGAAAAAGCUUGCAUUAGACAGGAUGCAGCUCUCGAUUGCACUUCAAAAAAACCUGGAGAAAAUUGACCCCAAGACCAGUGUGCUCAUGGAUAACAUGAAACAUGUAUUAAAACUAAACAAAUUAAUAAUGAAAUCACACCAGGAAUCUUGGGAUUUGGAGGAAAAACUGCUUGAUGUUAGAAAGAAGAGAUUAGAAUUAAAACAAGCUUCAGAAAAUAAACUGUUAGAAAUACAGACUGAAAAGAACAAACAGAAGGAUGAUUUGGCCAAUAUGGAAAAUUCAAACAAGAUAAAGGCUAUACAACGAAACCUGAAGAUGGAGAUACAAAUUACUACAGUUAUUCAACACGUGUUCCAGAAUCUCAUAGUAGGAAGUAAAGCCAAUUGGGCAGAGGAUCCUACCUUAAAGGAAAUUGUUCUACAGCUUGAGAAGAAUCUCGCCACAAUCUAAUAAGAACUGUGCUUUGACAUUUUUGUUUCAGUCUUUGGUAUCUCAUUUAAGUGGCAUAUUUCAAGCAAAAAUCUUUUUAUUGUUUUUGGAACUAGUAUCAUAAAUCUUUUGUAGCUUAA